Messenger RNA from Conger conger (European conger), 1545 nucleotides. RefSeq names its product N-terminal asparagine amidase (gene ntan1). The coding region runs from base 115 to 1119 and encodes 334 amino acids. NCBI's taxonomy places the organism in Eukaryota, Metazoa, Chordata, Actinopteri, Anguilliformes, Congridae. The transcript is spliced from 9 exons. Gene Ontology annotation, cellular component: nucleus. The record is from RefSeq and is a predicted model, not a curated record. Gene Ontology annotation, molecular function: protein-N-terminal asparagine amidohydrolase activity. Gene Ontology annotation, biological process: ubiquitin-dependent protein catabolic process.
UGGUUUCGGGAACGUAAAUAGUAUUUUGCCAUCGAGUAUGUUAGGGUAGGGUCAGUAGCUAGCUAGCUAGGUAGCUAUACAUAAGGAACUCGGUUGUUUAUAUUCAGUGAAGAAAUGCCCCUUCUUACUGAAAACCACAAAAUCGAACGGACAAGUACAACGGCAGAAUUAUUCGCCAAAUAUCCACAUUUGCAGGAAAAUGCAAGAGCAUUUCGCGUGAAAGCACUUGUGGACGUCGACCCCAAGCGCCUCCUCUAUGUGCAACAGAGGGAAUUUGCAGCCACUACCCCAGCUGAUAACUCUGUUACUGUUAUUGGAUCUGACGAUGCAACAACUUGCCACUUGGUAUUAGUACGACACACAGGAAGUGGAGCAGCUUGUUUGGCACACUGUGAUGGCUCUAGCACACAGAGUGAAGUUGCUCUCAUUGUGAAAGCAGUCACCACUCUGAGCAGUAAUGCCAAAGAGGGCAGGCUAGAGCUGCACCUUGUCGGUGGCUUUGAUGAUGAGGCCAAGACAUCUCAUAAUCUGAGCCUUAGUAUUUUGGCGGCCUUCCAGAAACAGACAGAAGACAUUCACUUGGUAACAUGCUGUAUUACAGGUUGGAUGCCUUUGUUCCAAUUAAAUUUUAAGAGUAUUUAUUUUCUCAAGGCCUGUAUUCUGAAUGGUUUCUCUUCUGCCCUCACAGAAUUGAAUGACAUUUUAACAGAUGGGAUUCACAGGCCAGUUGUAUAUGGAAUAGGAGUGGAUGUUAAAAGCGGAGAGGUGUUUCCAGCCUCUUUCCCAUGCAGAGGGCCUGCCGAGCAGCUGCGCUCAGCACGGACCUUCACAGGGGGCUCGAUGGUUGACCUCUAUGAUUCAAGUAAACAGCAAGUGAAAAUUGGCCCGUGCAAAUGGUCACCCAAUAAGGAUAUUAAAUUCUGGCUGACACAGGAUGACAAAACAAUAUUGAAGUAUUUGUCAACGUCUCCUCUGGCUGAGCCACCUCACUUCGUGCAGCACAUCAAGACCACUAUCCAGUUUCUUCUGGACCACCCCAACCCCGACAGCCUCUUCCCAAAGGGGCAGCCCCAGCUGUACCACAGGACGGAGCCAGGAGAUUGGGAGAGGGUGCUUUAGCAGUGGAGCCUUUCUCUGGGGGAGUGUGGAACACUGCUUACAUCCCCCGACACCUGGAGUCACUGUGACUGUCUUACUUGAACUGAGGGGAAAUCCCAAGUCAUAAAGAAUGUUUAUUUUUUCCUCAUUAUUUUAUUUUUAUCUUUUGCUUUGAUUUCCUGAGUUUGAUUGAAAGUGGUGUGAACAUUUGUCAGCUGUUAGAAAGCCUCUAGCCGAUGCCUCAGUUGACUGCAUAUUACCAUAAACAUUAUGGGACAAGCUCCUUGGAGAUUAGUUUUUUAAUUUUUAAUUUUUUCCCAUUUCUUUCCUUGAGUUAACAGAAGUCUGGACUGUUACAUGUUGCUUUACAUUCUUCAGACCCCCAGUGUUCUUAUUUAUUCAACUGUAUGUGUCUUUUCAGUAAAAACAAAGCAAUUAUGAAGAUUA